Molecule: messenger RNA, 660 nt
Organism: Triticum aestivum (bread wheat)
Lineage: Eukaryota; Viridiplantae; Streptophyta; Magnoliopsida; Poales; Poaceae
Product: lipid transfer protein EARLI 1-like
Exons: 1
Coding region: 8-391 (127 amino acids)
Source: RefSeq, a predicted model, not a curated record
GCGAACAAUGGCUGCAUCCAGGCCGAGCAGCAUGGCCGUGGCAAUGGUGGCGGUCGUGGCCGUGCUCCUGUGCGCGGGCGUGCGGCCGGCGGAGGCGUGCAACGGCCACCCGUGCCCCUCGCCGGCGGGCAAUUGCCCCGUGAACGCGGUGAAGCUGGCGGUGUGCGCGGACGUGCUGGACGGGCUGAUCCACGUGGUGCUGGGGCAGUCGCCGCCCAAGCAGCCGUGCUGCUCCAUCAUCUCCGGCCUGGUGGACCUGGACGCCGCCGCCUGCGUCUGCCUCGCCAUCAACGCCAACGUCCUGGGCAUCAACCUCGACGUCGACGUCGACCUCACGCUCCUGCUCAACUACUGCGACUGCAAGGUGCCCAAGGGCUUCCGUUGCGACUGAUUGACCGUGACGGAUGGUCAGUACGUCUUCGUGCAUGCGUACGUUCCAUGCUGCAUGCAUGCAAAGCAUAUGCAUGUGCACGUACUCAUUGUUCUUUGUUGUUUUGUUUUUGAUAUAGCUUACCACUCAUGUCAAGUGGUGCAUGUGCACGUACUCUACAUGUCAUGUUCAGCUGCCAUUAGGAUUGUCGCCGUGUGCUCGGUCUAUAUUUAACGUGUCAAUUCCCAGCGUGUGUGCCGUUGUGUAGUAAAAGCGACAUUUCCUUUUAA